UACAUCUCUUCUGCAGCGUUCCAUCCUCUGGAAUGAUAUCCAGUUCUGGCAAUACAAAAUCUGAACAAAUUUUUGAAGCAAUACAAAAUCUAAAUGAGAAUGAUAAACCGUGAAGAGUUGUUUACACCAGCAAUGGUAGGCAAAAUCUGAACAAAUUUUGAAGCAAUACAAAUGUUUACACCAGCAAUGGUAGGCAAAAUCUGAACAAAUUUUGAAGCAAUACGAAACCUAAAUGAGAGUGAAUAAACUGUGAAGAGUUGUUUACACCAGCGAUGGUAGGCAAGUAUAUCGCGAACAUUGUGAGAACAUCCCAUCUCUUAAACAGAUCGCUAAGCUUCACAUUCACACUCGUUCGCCCUAAAAACUGCUUCCCCAAACAAAACAACCUGAUAUUGGAAAGAAACCUCCACGUUUUAAGCACACAGUACACAGUUCUCUGCAGAUUGUCUCAGCAAAAACAUAAAUUAUUUCCAAGGAAUAUCUGUUCUGAUAUCCAGAACGUUACCGCAGAUGGGGGGAAAAAGAAGAAAAGAAGCAAAGAUAGGGAGCAAGGUCAGCUCAAGUACGAGUUGGACAUGUGUUCGAAACGUGGGGACCUCAUGGAAGCUUUAAAUAUCUAUGAUAGCACAAAGAAACGAGGCAUUGAUCUAAAACAACACCACUACAAUGUUCUUCUUUAUCUCUGUUCUUCGGCGGCCAUGGGCAUGCUGAGGCCCUCCGAUGCGGCCAAAUUGGACAAGGGCUUGGAGGAAGUCGCUGAAAUUAGUGAUGAGGUUAGGCACUUAGCGCUGAGAAGAGGAUUUGAGAUAUACGAGCAGAUGAGCUUGGAUAAAAUAGCGCCAAAUGAGACCACGUUUACAGCCGCCGCCAGAUUAGCCAUGGCUAAAAAUGACGGGAAUUUGGCAUUUGAGCUGGUGAAGAGAAUGGCGGAGAACAAUAUUCCGCCGAGGCUGAGGUCAUAUGGGCCUGCACUGAGCGCCUUUUGCAAGGAGAACAAGGCGGACAUGGCAUACGAAGUGGAUGAUCAUAUGACUGCGUCGGGUGUCCAGGCUGAGGAGCCGGAAUUGGGGAUGUUGAUGAAGGUCAGUGUGCAGUCUUUUAGGGAAGAGAAGGUUUAUUCUUUGCUGCACCGGUUGAGGAGUAGUGUGAGGCAAGUGUCAAGGGAUACUGCUUAUGUUAUUGAGAAGUGGUUUAAGAAUGGGGAGGCUGGGAAACUUGGAGUGCCUACUUGGGACCGGGCGAAGAUCAGGGAUGCCCUCAUUGCAGGCGGUGGUGGGUGGCAUGGGCAGGGCUGGUUGGGGCAGGGCAAUUGGACUGUGGAGCAUGCUGCCAUUGAUCACAAGGGUGUUUGCAGGGUUUGUGGGGAGAAGCUGGUUACUAUUGAUAUUGAUCCACUCGAAACUGAGAAUUUUGCUAAGUCUGUCGGCUCAUUGGCUUGUGAGAGGGAGUCUAAAUCCUUUGAAAGUUUUCAGGAAUGGCUGGAAAAGCAUGGACCAUUUGAUGCUAUAGUUGAUGGUGCGAAUGUGGGUCUUUAUAAGGAUGCUACCUUCAAUUAUUCUCGGUUAAACAAUAUUGCCAUUGGCAUACAACAAAGGAGCCCAUCAAAGAAAUUUCCACUUAUUAUCAUUCACAAUAGACGUUCAAAAGGAGGGCUUGCUGAUAAUCCUAGAAAUAAGCAAGUAAUUGAGAAAUGGAGAAAAUCUGGUGCACUAUACACAACUCCUACUGGAUCAAAUGAUGAUUGGUAUUGGCUGUAUGCAGCUGUAAGAUUCAAGAGCCUUAUUGUGACAAAUGAUGAAAUGAGAGAUCACUUAUUUGAAUUGCUAGGGAGUAGCUUUUUCCCAAUAUGGAAGGAAAGACAUCAGGUCAAGUUUUCUGGAACCAGUCGUAAUCCGCAGUUUCACAUGCCACCCCCUUUUUCAAUUGUAAUUCAGGAAUCUGAGACUGGCUCCUGGCACAUACCCAUAAUGGGUGGCGAUGACAUUGAGACUCCUAGGGACUGGCUCUGUAUUACCAGGUGCAAGAGUAAUGUAUCACAGGAAAGGGUAUCAGAGAGUAACACGCAACUAACAGACUUCAAGCAUAUCGGUGCCCAAGAAGCCAACAGAGAUAUAUGUGGAGUUGAAGAGACGAAAAUUUUAAGGUCUGCAAAUGGAAACGACACAGCUCUGAAUUCGUUUAAUAAAAGCUUCAAGAGUAAGACCAGAAAAAAAGAUACUAAGGAGCAACGCAGUUCUCCUUUAAGUCCCCGUAAAUCUUUACACCCAAGGAAGAUACGUAAAGAGCAGAACUUGCUGCAUUGAUUAUUUUAUGGCUACUUGAUUUGCAAGGCUGAUGAUUUUGUUAUUCCAGAUAUGCAUUCGGCAUUGUUAUCUGCCUGUUAUACGGGGGUGAAGAUUCUUUGCAGUUAAAAGCAGACAGGUUAUCCAAUAAUUUAUGAAGAAAAGCUUUCAAUCUCUGUCUGUCUUUGUUGGCGAGGAAAUUUAGGGUAAAGAUUCUCCAUUACCAACUUACGAAGAAAAGCAAGAUUUCAGGCAGAUUACAGUCUUGAAUGUUUUUUAUCCAUUUUUUUGAUAAAAGCAUUCCAUCUUUUCUGUACGAUUAAUUUCUUUUUUCACCCAUAUGAAUUUACUUCAUUCAAUUUCAAUUCAUUUUAACAGGUAUGUGUUUAGUGAAUAGUGCAAGCGAAUGCUAGUUUGUUAUAUUCAUUUUUCAGAAUUAAUAACCCCAUCUCUUUGUGGGACAUAAAAUAAUACCGAGAGAUCGCAUAAUUGUCUUGCAUGUUCAUUAGUUGUCAAGAAAGACAUGAAGCUAAAUAAUUCUGCACUCUUUCACUCUCAUUAAAGAUGUAACAGUUUCAUAUCACAUAAUUGUCUUGCAUGUUUA
Cryptomeria japonica (Japanese cedar) is the source of this 2886-nucleotide messenger RNA. Its product is annotated as proteinaceous RNase P 1, chloroplastic/mitochondrial. Lineage: Eukaryota; Viridiplantae; Streptophyta; Pinopsida; Cupressales; Cupressaceae. Gene Ontology annotation, molecular function: ribonuclease P activity; protein binding. Gene Ontology annotation, biological process: tRNA 5'-leader removal. The coding region runs from base 273 to 2303 and encodes 676 amino acids. The record is from RefSeq and is a predicted model, not a curated record. The transcript has 6 exons.